Molecule: messenger RNA, 1789 nt
Organism: Grammomys surdaster
Lineage: Eukaryota; Metazoa; Chordata; Mammalia; Rodentia; Muridae
Gene: Rab3ip
Product: RAB3A interacting protein
Exons: 12
Coding region: 139-1521 (460 amino acids)
Biological process (GO): exocytosis
Cellular component (GO): Golgi to plasma membrane transport vesicle
Molecular function (GO): guanyl-nucleotide exchange factor activity
Source: RefSeq, a predicted model, not a curated record
AGCGCGGGCGGCGGCCGCGGCGGGUCCGGCAGUUUGCCUGUUCAUCCUUGGGCUGCAGCCCUAAGAGCAUGCUGGGCCACAUGCCGCACGAACCUGUCGUCUUUCUAGCUUAGGCUGUCUUAUGAUGACGCCUUUGCUAUGGCUAACGACCCCUUGGAAGGCUUCCAUGAGGUGAACCUUGCUUCGCCCACUUCUCCGGACCUGCUUGGUGUGUGUGACCCAGGAGCCCAAGACCAGACUACCUCCCCGAGCGUCAUCUACCGACCACACCCUUCAGCGUUCUGCGCUGCGCCUGUCCAGGCCAACGCCUUAAAUCUUUCUGAUCUUCCUACACAACCUGUGUACUCAUCCCCGAGGCAUCUGAACUGUGCAGAAACAUCUCAUAUCAGCGUUCACGUUCCAGACCCAGCAUCAUCGGUAGCCUCUGCGGUGGCAGCAGGGCUUACGAAGUUCACCUCAAGGAAGGACAGCUGUAAUGCAGAGAGGGAGUUUCUACAGGGCGCCACCGUCACCGAGGCCUCUGCUGGCAAUGAUGACAUCUUUGGGUUGAGCACGGAUAGCCUGUCCCGUUUACGAAGCCCAUCUGUUCUGGAAGUUAGAGAGAAGGGCUAUGAAAGGUUGAAAGAAGAACUUGCAAAAGCCCAGAGGGAAUUGAAGUUAAAAGAUGAAGAAUGUGAGAGGCUGUCCAAAGUGCGAGACCAACUGGGGCAGGAGUUGGAAGAGCUCACAGCUAGCUUAUUUGAGGAAGCUCACAAGAUGGUGAGAGAGGCGAACGUCAAGCAGGCCACUGCAGAAAAGCAGCUGAAGGAAGCCCAAGGGAAAAUCGAUGUGCUUCAAGCUGAAGUGGCCGCCUUGAAGACGCUCGUACUGUCCAGUUCUCCAACAUCACCUACGCAGGAACCUCUGGCGGCUGCAAAGACCCCUUUUAAAAGGGGACACACACGGAACAAAAGUACAAGCAGCGCCAUGGGUGGGAGCCACCAGGACUUCAGUGUGAUCCAGCCAAUCGUAAAAGACUGCAAAGAGGCCGAUUUAUCUCUGUAUAAUGAGUUCAGAUCUUGGAAGGAUGAGCCCACGAUGGACAGAACAUGUCCUUUCUUGGACAAAAUCUAUCAGGAGGAUAUCUUUCCAUGUUUAACAUUCGCAAAAAGUGAGUUGGCUUCGGCUGUUUUGGAGGCUGUGGAGAACAACACUCUAAGCAUUGAGCCAGUGGGGUUGCAGCCCAUCCGCUUUGUGAAGGCGUCCGCCGUCGAGUGUGGAGGGCCAAAAAAAUGUGCUCUCACUGGCCAGAGUAAGUCCUGUAAGCACCGGAUUAAACUAGGGGACUCCAGCAGCUAUUACUAUAUUUCUCCUUUUUGCAGAUACAGGAUCACUUCUGUAUGUAACUUUUUCACAUACAUUCGAUACAUUCAGCAGGGACUUGUGAAACAGCAGGAUGUCGAUCAGAUGUUUUGGGAAGUUAUGCAGUUGAGAAAGGAGAUGUCGUUGGCAAAGCUGGGCUAUUUCAAAGACGAACUCUGAAGCCCUGUGUGCAGGGCCAUGCGUGCGCCUCCCUGGACCACUGAAGGAUGACUGAACAUUUUUAUGGUUACUCUAUAUUUAUUUCUAAGGAGAGGGCCACCGACGUCCCUCCUCUUGCACUACACUGAGAAGAGCUGUGGCUUCUUUUAAACUGACUAAGCUGUACUUUCUCAUCCCUUAAUGGAGCACACUAUGAAGAAUCACAGGCGUGCUAGUGACGGUAAUUCAACACUGCAAAUCAAAACCACCAAAUAAAUACCAAACGGAA